Messenger RNA from Peronospora matthiolae, 459 nucleotides. The record is from the annotation of a GenBank genome assembly. NCBI's taxonomy places the organism in Eukaryota, Oomycota, Peronosporomycetes, Peronosporales, Peronosporaceae.
AUGCUUGAAGAGCUCGAUGCGCUCGAAGACAACGGCUUGUGGCGCUUGAUCAAGCGUCCAUCCAGUAGCAACAGGCUACACACCAAGUGGGCAUACAAGACGAAUACCGUCGCGCACAACGACUUCGAGCGACUCAAGGCUCGACUUGGCGCGUGUAAAAAGGAGCAGGUCUUUGGCAUUGACUACCAGCUCACCUUCGCGGCAGUCAUGGACAUGUCCAUGGUGAAGGUGCUUUUGGCUCUGCCGGCGACGUGGGGCAUACCCGCUAAACACGGUGACAUACCGAAUGCGUGUGUGAAGGCGGACAAGGAAUCAAACCUCGAGAUAAUGCAACAGGUACCGCAAGCCAUGGAAGUCGACAAGGCAACACUGAAUAAGCUAGGUGCUUCAAGUCAUAAGGAACUGGCACUAAAUCUUCGCAAAAGUUUGUGCGGCCUUAAGCAAGCCGGACGACACUAG